CCGGGCAGGACCGAGUAGCCCGGGGACGGUUGUAUCAUUCGGAUAUUCUCACUGAUUCUGCUAACACAACCCGUCACCAUGAACGGUGGAUUGGUCGUGUUGCUCUUCAUGGGAGCAGCUGCUGUCAAUGGCGAAAUGAAAAAUGUGUCGAUUGCAGAAGAUAGUUUGAGCUGCUCAUCACCCUUCAGUGAGGUUGGAGGACGUUGUAUGUAUGUUGACUUAGUAAACACUGGCUCCUGGGACACGAUGCGUUCCCACUGUAAGAGUAUUGGCGGUGACCUGGUUAAGUUGAAUGACGCUGAGGUGUUUUCUGCUCUCAUCCGUUACAUACACGGCAGUGGUUUCCCUACAGCUCAUUACUGGAUCGGCGCCACAGACGAGGGACAUGAAGGAGUGUGGCUGUGGAUAGACCAAGAACCUGUACAGAUGGGAACACCUUACUGGGCAAACUAUGGAUGUGACAACAACCAAACGCCAAAUGGUGGAACAGCUCAAAAUUGUGCACUGCUUGAUCAUGGUUAUCAUUUGUAUUUCAAUGAUAUUGCAUGUAGUGGUAUAUACAAUGUUAUCUGUGAAAUGUAAGAUCUUACAAGACAAUUUACUUGUACAGUCGAAUGUAACUAUAUGAAUAUUUGAGAAGAAAUUGUUUAUAUACAUUUAACAUCUGUCAAAUAUUAAAGACUUUAACGAAA
Molecule: messenger RNA, 692 nt
Organism: Cherax quadricarinatus
Lineage: Eukaryota; Metazoa; Arthropoda; Malacostraca; Decapoda; Parastacidae
Product: perlucin-like protein
Source: RefSeq, a predicted model, not a curated record